This is a messenger RNA of Seminavis robusta, 7572 nucleotides long. NCBI's taxonomy places the organism in Eukaryota, Bacillariophyta, Bacillariophyceae, Naviculales, Naviculaceae. The record is from the annotation of a GenBank genome assembly.
AUGCCGUCCAACAACAAGAGACGGUCGAGCACUACUGCCAAAGGCAAGAGCAAGGGAAAAGGCAAAGCGCCUCCAAGCAGGGAACCCCUUCCUCUCGGUACACUCGUAGCGCGACGCUACAUUAAUCAGAGCAAGAAUCAGAAAUGGGAUGAUUCAGGUCAGAUUGUGGAGGUAGUCGCGAUCGCCAAUGGUCCUCGCAGCUACAAGGCGAAAUUUGCGGAUGGCGUCGAACCGCUGUCGGACAAUGAAGCGCAAGUCGCCAGUGAAGCCUACCGAAUUCGAACCCAAACUAACAAGCUGGAUAUUACGAGACAUCCAAGGCCGGCGCCGGGAACAAAGAUUUCCAAGCGAUACGCGAUAGAUGAGGACGGCAGUUCCGAGUGGUAUGAGGGCAAAGUCAUUGCGCAGACGAGGAGAUCGACUAAAGUCCGAUUUGAUGACGAUGGUGUCGAAGAGGACCUGACUGAUGAUGAGCUGAGAGUCUGUGCCUUUGCCUAUAAAUAUUUUCAUCCAGAACCAGGCGUAGCGGAAACAAAGGUGGAAGCGAAGAAAACCGCAAAACAAGGUGGUAAAAAAGUCAAGAAGGAAGAGGACGAAGAAGAAAUUCCUCCCAAGCGAGCCAAGAAGGCCAAAAUGGAAGACGAUGAUCCAAAACCAGCGGCUGGAAAGAAAAAACGUUUGUCAGCCAAACAGAAGCUCCAACAAUCAGCAGAAGACGAAGACUCUGGUACAGAAGCGGAUGUAGAAGAGGAUAAAAAGCCAGCUGCGCGCACCAAACGAACCGGAAGGAAAUCAGCUACACAAAAGUCUGAGCCAGAGGAACCGGCUGGCAGCGAGAAGAAUGAGGACGAGAAGACUGCGGCCAGCUCUAGGCAAAACAGACGGAAAUCAGCUCCUAAGAAGUCUGAGCAACCGGCUGAUAGCGAGCAGAAUGAAGAGAAGAAGACUGCAGCCAAGCCAAACAGACGCAAGGCAUCCAAGAAACCCGCUGCUGACGAAGAACCAAUGGUCGGAAUCAAAGACGCGGAUCAAAUAAUCAACAAUAGUCGCAAAACAAGGGGAGCUGCUGCAAAGACUGAGGAGGAAGAGCAACCAGAUAGCCGAGGGAUCAAGCGAAAGCACGAAUCCAGGCUGGUGGCCCCUGCAAAAAAGAAGCAACCCCCCAAGCCACAGGAAAAUGUCGCGGUGUCGAAGCGUCGUCAGACUAGGACCAGUCUGCAGAAUGAGCUCGACAAGGAAGGCAUAAGUCCAGCUACCGCCAAAACUGCCAAGGCUUCGAACAAGAAGGGGGACAAAGAAAAGGACGAGGCUCCAAAGCCACAGGAAGAUCUUACGGCUGUGGCGCCAAAGCGUCGUCAAACCAGGACCAGUCUUCAGUCCGAACCCAACAAGAGUCCAGCUACCGCGAAAACCGCCAAGGCUGCAAACAAAAAGGGAGGCAAAGAAAAGGAAGAGCCAGCUACCGCAAAAGCUUCCGAAGAACCUGCUGCAAGUCCAGACAAGAAACCACUGGCCCGAGGUUCGAGAUUGAGGAGCAGCAGUCCGGUACCAAAGAAGAAUCAGGUGGAUGCCGAAAAGUCAAACGGCAAAGCCAGGACAACUAGGUCUGGAGGUGAAAGUGCAUCCAAGCGUGCGUCCACUGGCACGCCCGAUGCCAACAGCAAAAGCCGCAGUUCGUCGAGGACCAAGGCUGUGGCUAGCAAAGAUGAGAAAGAGAGUCACGACUCGAAUACUGCCGAGUGUCCUGAAUCUCCAACCGUCGUUGAGCUCCGAGAGGCAGAGCAAGAGCACGGGAAUGCCAAUCAGGCCGAGCAGGAAGCCAAGGCCGCAUACGAGCAAGCCGAGAAAGCCCUGAAGGAGGCACAGGAACGACUCCGAGCUGCUGCCAAGCUUCAUGCUGAUUCCAAAAAGAGGGUGCAACGAACCAAGAGAAAACUGGAGGAAGCGUCGAGAUCUUAUCAGCGACGAAAGCGGGCGAGGUUAAUGGAAAACAGGAGUGUUGCCUUGACGGAAACAGAGACGAAAUCUACAAAGAAAUGGGGGGAUGACACGGCUUGUCAGGCGGAAACUGAAGUCUUGAAGGAAUAUGGCAACGAGGUUGAAUUCGAUCACACAGCACGUACAUCUACUGCCAAAGUCACCGAGGGGGAUAAUGCCUGUGAAUCAGGCCCUUUGGGAGCGAAAGAAAAUAAUGGCUCUGAGACUGACGCAACCGGUGCACUGAAAACCAAAGUACAGCGGGAAGCAGUUAAAUCGGCAACUCCAACGGAAGUUGAUGCUGCUAAGACGGAUUCUCAGGUUGAAGCAGCCGGUCUGUUGGACAGCAAAGACGCGGAGACCAAGGAGACAACAUGCCCCCCAUCGGAGAUUGAUGCCAGGUCUGAAUCUCAGGUUGAAUCGACGACUCCAGGCGAUCCCAACGUUGUUGAACAGGGUAAGCCGUCCAGUCCAUCCGAAACCAAACCAACGACUGGCUCCCAAGUGGAACCAGUUUGCCCAUCGAUACCGGCGCCCAAAGUCAUCCAGGGUACGGACAUUAUUGACGGAGCAAGUCCAUCUCAGCAAACCAAUACUACUACCGCUGAAAUGGAUGUGGCCAGCCGAUCCGAGAACAGAGCAAAAGAAGGACUUGAAGUUGAAGGAUCAAAGGGCAGUCAGGACGAAAAGAACAACACUCCACAACCACAACCACAGCCCCGAGUUGAAAACGGGAACCAAAACGACGAAAUAUCGCAUGCCAUGGUUCCGUCCCAAUCUUCUAAUAAUUCGAGCGAAGAUUCCCCAAAGGAACACAUUAUGUGGAUAGCAGCAGGCAAAGCAGGCGUCGACCCAUCGGACACCCAACAAAAGGAAGAUGUCGAAUCGGAAAGGCCGCAAGUGACGCGUACCUCCGAGAAAGAGCGUGAGACUGAAGUUGGAAAACAGAUGGCUGGUCUGACGAGUCCAUCGCAGUCUCGUGCACACGAAGCAAGCUUAAUCCUCUCGAAAGAUACGGACGAAACUGGAUCUGAAGCUGUCCCAAGCAAAGAAGCCAAGUCUCCAAGUCCGGGAAGCAGCAAAGCCGAAACCAACACUAAUGAAUGCAAGCCAAGCUGCACGCCGCCGGUGCCACCACCUGAAAAGACUGUGACUGGAGCUGCAUCACCUUCUGUGGAGGCAGCCGACAGCGUCGAGGCUGCGCUAGGAACACCCGGCUCUGAAUCCAAGGCACAAGCGAGUGUUGUCGAGCAUGACAACAGUUUUGCAUCUCCGACCAACGACCAAGCUUCUUCUUCGAUUGUGUCCACUCUUCCUGCACUGGGCAUGACGAGCCCUCCAGCUGCAGUUGUGCAGACGCCCGCACCUUCCACAGCUCCUAAAGCAGAAAAAAUUACUGAUGCUGCUGCUAGCUCCAAAGAAAUAGGGAUGGACCCCUUGAAGACUGUCACGACCCAGGCCUCUCCCGAAACAGCCGGCAGUCCUCCAGUUGCAGGGAUGGACUCCCUUACAGCAGAAGGUGCCAGGGCUCCAGCGGCUGGGAUGGAAGCCAUAACCGCUGCCGGCAUCUAUAAUGAAGGAGCAACUCCUCCAGUUGCUGACAUGGAAACCACGAGCCCCGUCACCGGUGUUGAUGAGAAAGCCACGACCGCUGUCCCGGCAUCCACUAGGAAGGAAAACUCAACAACUACUGAGCACACUCCUGAAGGAGCAGAAGGUGAAACUGUGAUUAAAACCUCACAUGUUGAUGCGAUUGAUGCUGCACCUAGGCCUCAGGACAAAUCCUCGGGACCACUCCCCACUCCUAAAGGAACGCAAGGUGAAACUGCGACUGAAACCCCAUAUGUUGAUGCAAUUGAUUCUGAGCCUGGACCUGAAGACAAAACCUCAGCAGCUCUUCCGACUCUUGAAGGAACGGAGGGCGAAACUAUGUCUGAAAUCCCUCCUGUUGAUGCGGUUGAUUCUGCACCUAUACCUCAAGACAAAACCUCAACAGCUCUUCCGACUUUUGAAGGAACGGAGGGCGAAGCUAUGUCUGAUAUCCCUCCUGCAGGAACGGAGGGCGAAACUACGACUGAUUCCCCUCUUGUUUAUGGGAAUGAUGCUCCGUCUGGACCUGAAGGCAAGGCAGAAGGUUGCGUUGAGAGUGAAGCGGAUGCUGUUCCAAUCACGAAUCUUGCUGCAGAAAGCAGCAUGUCAAUGGCCCGAAAUGCUUCACAGAGCAGCCAGCCCCACACCAGUCCCAAUACCUCUUUAGGUGGAUUCAAGGAAGGAGAAAGAAGCGAAAUUGUUGCCGCAGGGGAAGCAGCCAUUCAUACCGGUGGGCAGUGGGGGGCCAACGAAUCGGCAGCAUCUGAACGAACCACAGGCCUCAGUUCCAUCCGAGCGCAACUCCCAGAGGACGCAGACGCCCAGUGGUGUCAGAGAUAUGAAGCAGUUGCGGCGCAUUACGAGAAGACUGGCCAUUGCCGCAGUAGCACUUUGGACUGGUGGCUCUCGGACCAGAGAAUUAGUUUCCACAACGACGAUUUGGACCCAUGGAAAGUUGAAGCUUUGGAUCGAGUGGAGAUCAAUUGGGUACCAAUUGCAACUGCCGAUAAAUUCGAAAAGGGGUUCACAAAACUCCUGUCCUUUCAUGAAGAACAUGGUCAUAUCAAGGUCUCUGCGACUGCAUACAAGGGACUGUUCACCUGGCUGACGGCCCAAUUGGAACAUUACAAGAAGGCAAGAAUUACGGGCAAGUUUUCGACCCGAAUGACUCAGACAAUGGUCGAAGAGCUUGAGAUGCUGGGUAUCGUUGAUCUUCUUGGGACGGAGUUCGACAAAAAGCCAUAUGAUAAGGUUCCUGAAGCCGGCCUCCAAGUGGCGAAUGCACCACUGGAAGCAGAAUUCAAGCGGCUCUUUCCGCAGUUGCAGGCACACUAUAGGGACUUUGGGCAUCUCGAUUACUUGCUGAACGAUUCAAAAAGCCCCCUUGGGCGCUUUGUGAAGAAACAGCAGUCCUAUUUCCAGAAAUUCAAGGAACAGGGAAGGUUUGGUGCCUACUUGACUACCGGGAGAAUCGAUUUGUUGGAGAGUGCGGGAGUUCCGUUGGACCCUGCGAAAGAAGGCACAAAGGCAGAACAAUGGAUGGCUACGUUCCGCCAGGUCGAAGCUUUCCAUCACAAGUAUGGUCAUCUUUGCUUCUCUCAAGAAACCGAGCGCUGGGAGUCUGUUGUCCGCUGGACAACAUGGGAGAAGCAUGUGUGGGCGGAAUUCAGCAAACACCAGUUGGGGCUUCCGAAUGACUUGUCGCAGGAAAGAAUCGACCUGCUGGAUGGCAUCAAGUUUUUUGUGUCAACCAGCGAGUCUCAUCAGUGGAAGCGACAGUUCGACGAAAUCAGAUCUUUUUAUGAUGAGUACGGCCAUCUACACUACGUUGAUUCUCUUGGGGAGAAGUCUACGAAAGACAUUGAUCGUUGGCAAGAAUGGGACCAGGAGCAGCGGAUGGAGUAUUCGAAAUUCAAACGACGAGAGCCAUCAAGCUUGACAGUCGGUAGGGUUGUCCUGCUGUCUCACAUCAACUUUUUGGACUGGAGAAAGGACUGCGAGUGGAACAAGAGCCGGCACAAGUGGAACCAAUCGUGUGACGAAAUCAAGGCAUUCUUUGAGAAACAUGGCCAUCUCAUCUUUGGUGAAGAGGAAGGACACACCGAACAGGACAUCAAGCGUUGGAAGGUUUGGACAGCAAAACUACGAGAUGACUUUGCGAAUCUGAAGGGUGGACGGAAAAGCGAGUACUUGACUCAUGAGCUUGCGGGCUCCUUGGAGAAGAUAGGCUUGUUUCUUCCCGAGGAGGAACAGGAAACGAAUCUCUACAUGGCUUGGUUGAAACGUUUUCGUGAGACAAGACCAAUCGAUGGAAUAAUGACACCAGAAGAAUUUGAGGAAGCCAGCGGAGAUCGCAGAACAGCUCUGUGGUUGCAAGAACAGAGGGAGAAGUGUCGCAGGUUCCUGCUACAAAACCCCAAAGCUCCGACUCUGAACGACAGACUACAACGAAUUGUUGCGUUGGGUUUCGACUUGGGACAAGAGCAGCGCACUCACGGGGAAACCUCCGUUCCCGCAUCACUAAUCCAAGAUUCUGCACGAGCGACUUCUCCAAUGCCAGAAAAGGAAGUGGGCGAUGCCACCGCUGGCGACGGUGGGUCAACUCCAAAGAAGAAACCCGCUUCGAAGGACGGGCACCAGCAGGAUCCAUUCACCGAAGCUUUCACCGAAGCUCUUGCAAAUCCGCCGGUCAACGGUACACCAGGACGUCCGAGGGUCAAGGGGCCGUGUUCAGGUCUCACGCCAAGGAAGUGGUGUCCCACACCGCCAAUAGGUGCGACCGUGGAAGAGAACGGCAACGCCGCUUCAAACACAGAACCAGCUAUUGCUGCGAGCCGUCGCUCACUUGGUACGCUAUCGGAAGAAAGUACCCAGACUGGUGAAAGCAACUCGAUGGCAACGUCUGCCCAAUCCAGCUUGCCAACACCACCAAAAAAGGCUCGCGCAGCAAACAAGACAAGGCAAUCCCCAGCGGGCGCACAGAAAUGGUCUUUGAUAGAGAAAGAGGGAGAUGCGUCGCAGUCCGAGAGCUACUGCGCUGGUUGUUUUUGUCCAUUUCUGCACCCAGAGGUUGCUAGGCUCAAGCACACGUACACCAAGCAAGGAAAAGACGUUAUCAAUAGGUACUGCUGCAAGGCAUCUUGCAUUUCUCUUGGCAAAGUUCGUGACAACGUUAACCAGGAUCACAUUGACGAGCUGUGUCAAAUGACAUGGCCCCAGCAAACCGAGCAAAUGCAAGAGAGACUGAGAAAGCUUGUCCAACAACUGGAGUCUGAUCGCACGGAGUUAGUUACGGAGCUUUCGAAGGUACAUUUAAUGAAUGGCAAAGCAAAGUCAUACACAGGAACGACGGCAACGGUCAUUCCGAGAAGCCCGAAGCAACCACAACCGGCGAGCCAUGCAAAGAGCCCCCCGAAGCCACAACCCAAAAGUAAGGUUACCACGACGCCGCCCACGACGCCGCCCGCAAGAGAUGACGGGCCGACUUUCAGAGAAUCGAUACCUCACGCUGCGAAACCAAAUCCCCAAGGUUUUUCGCUAUACGUCAAGAGUAUGGGGGCGGAAGUCAAGUAUUACUACAAAACAGUUCCUAAUAUCACUGCUCGCGAAGUGGCCAGAAUGAUGCGCGAGAAAUACGACAAGCUACCCCCCGACGAAAGGCAGCAAUGGGAGUCUCGUGGUGCGGAAGAAGCAGAUGAAACACAAACCGCCGCCGCUGUAACAGCCAUGUUUGGUGAAUCGUCGUCUCCCUCCACGGGAGGAAUACGACCCUACCAAAGAGAGACAACGCCAGAAAAAACACCAGCAACAAGCAGCGAAUCACCACAACACGACUUUCCCCCUUCCGACGAAGAGGAGGAGGAGGAGAGCGAAUGCAACGAUAACGAUGACGUUUACAGUUUUGGCGACACGGACAACGAAGAAGACUCGUCUGUCACAAGUUCUUUCUUUGAUCCAAACGUCGAACGAAUUGAUCCUGAGAACAGCAACUGCAUUAUCAUGUAA